Oryzias latipes (Japanese medaka) is the source of this 2209-nucleotide messenger RNA. It is a transcript of the gene gk5, whose product is annotated as glycerol kinase 5. The record is from RefSeq and is a predicted model, not a curated record. NCBI's taxonomy places the organism in Eukaryota, Metazoa, Chordata, Actinopteri, Beloniformes, Adrianichthyidae. Gene Ontology annotation, molecular function: phosphotransferase activity, alcohol group as acceptor; kinase activity. Gene Ontology annotation, biological process: glycerol metabolic process; triglyceride metabolic process; glycerol-3-phosphate biosynthetic process. Gene Ontology annotation, cellular component: mitochondrion.
GAAAUUGUCCAAAGCGCAUGAAUUGAAACUUUAGCAGGAAGUUUGAUUUUGUCUGUAGCGGCUCCAAUGUUUAGAUAAAGGCAAUAAUUGCGGAAUAAAGUGAAAUUAACUGUUUAUUUUAUGUCAUUUUCAGCUGAUCCGUUCAGUUUAUUGGUGGUCUCGUGUUAGUUUGAGUGAAGCUAAACAUUUAAUGUGUGGGCGAGCUCUCGAGAGGGAAUUAGCCCCCCAAUAAUCUUCAACUGAUUGGUAGAAUCUCAACCAGGCCAACCCUCGAAGCCGUCUUCUGCUCGCGAUACAACCUAAAGCCGAUCGGGAGGUUCGGGGAAACGCGGUCCAAGGGUCGAGCCGCCGUGUCAGCAGCCUAAAGUCCUCCGACCGACUCGAGGCGGAGCGACCAUGAACCGCGCGGGAUCUGCCUGAAGGAGACGCGUCAUGGGGAGCCGCAGGAACGGCUUCAGAAACGAAAGGUUCGUCCUGUCGGUGGACGUUGGAACGACUUCCAUCAGGUGUCACGUUUACGACAAGGAAGCCAAGAUCCGCGGGUCCUGCUCGGAGAAGGUUGUCCCUCUGUUUCCGGAGGAAGGACACGUGGAGGUGGACCCAGAGGCUCUGUGGAAGAGUUUCAUCUCUGUGGUCAGAGGAGCCGUGACAGAUGCAGGCAUACGGAUGCACCAGGUUGAAGCUCUUGGCAUGUCCACCCAGAGAGCGACCUUCACCACCUGGGACAGGAAAACGGGGGUUCCUUUUCAUAACUUUAUCAGCUGGCAGGACCAAAGAGCUGCAGACCUGGUGAGGUCCUGGAAUGCAUCCUGCACCAUGAAAGUCAUCCAUGGUCUGAUGAAGGUGGCGUAUUUCCUGACUCAGCAGAAGCGCUACCUGGCGGCGAGUCUGAUCGUGUUUUCCCCCCAGCACGUCACCAUGCGGUUGCUCUGGGUUCUGCAGCGCUGCGCACAGGUGCGUCGAGCGUGUGAUGAAGGCACCUGCUGCUUUGGGACUAUAGACACCUGGCUGCUCUACAAACUCACUAAAGGCCGUGUCCAUGCCACUGAUUACUCCAAUGCCAGCUCCACUGGGAUUUUUGACUCCUACCAGAUGUGUUGGAGUGGUUUUCUCUGCUCUCUCGUGUCCCUGCCGCUCUCCAUUUUCCCCACAGUACAAAACACCAGUCAUAACUUUGGCUCCAUCGACCCGUCCAUCUUCGGAGAGCCCAUUCCCAUCAUGUCUGUGAUGGCGGACCAGCAGGCGGCCAUGUUUGGAGAGUGCUGCUUCAACGUUGGGGAUGUCAAGAUCACCAUGGGAACGGGAACCUUCAUGGACAUCAACACCGGCAGCAAGCCCCAUACAUCAGUGGCAGGUCUGUAUCCUGUCGUGGGGUGGAAGAUCGGCUCAGAGGUGGUGUACCUGGCGGAGGGAAAUGCAGCCGACACAGGCACCGCCAUCAGAUGGGCGCAGGAGCUAGAGCUCUUCUCGGACGUCAGCCAGACCAGCUCCAUGGCUUACAGCGUGCCCGACUCGGACGGGGUGUGCUUUGUCCCGUCUUUCAGCGGCCUGCAGGCUCCUCUGAAUGAUCCCAAAGCUUGUGCCUCCUUGAUGGGCCUCAGACCCUCUUCCACCAAGAGCCAUCUGAUCCGGGCCAUUCUGGAGUCUGUCGCCUUCAGGAAUAAGCAGCUGUAUGAGACGAUGCUGCGAGAGACCAACAUUCCCAUCACCAACAUCAGGGUGGACGGCGGCGUUUCCUCCAACGAUUUCGUCAUGCAGCUGACUGCAGACCUAUUUGGCAGGAAGCUGGUCAGACUGCAGCACAGAGAGAUGUCCUGUCUAGGAGCUGCUCUGGUGGCCGGACUUGGAACAGGUUUCUGGAGGACACGCGAUGAGCUGAGGAAGCUGCAGAGCACAGGUGAGGUGUUCCUUCCACGAGGAGCAGCCAUGGGGGGUCCACAGGGGGAGUACGCCCCCGUCCUCCAGCGCUGGGAGAGGGCUCUGCAGCGCUCCAUGAACUGGUACAAGUCCUGACGACAGACACAUGGAGGAACGGCGAGGAAGCGAGACUGAGAACAGCUCCAGAGACGGCCGUGGAGGAAGACGUCUGAACGUCGGCGGGAAUGCUCCCUCCAGGAAGAAGAGCAGUGCGGUGCUUCGGCCUGUGCGGCUGCUCCGUCUCUUACAUUCCAUCAUCCAUUAUAGAAUAAAAACAUAAACACUCACUUGA